AUGAGGUAUGUCAACAAGGGGCCCCUGUUUAUUGAUGUGCAUAUGCAUAAACCAACAGUAGCAGCUAGGACAUACAUGGAUUCGUUGUUGGCGUUUUGGCCUGGAAUACAGGUGCUGAAGGGCGAUCUGAAGGCGGCAAUCGAGUUCCACGAAACGCUUUAUCAGGUCAUCAAGAGGCACAAAUUUCUCCCAGAAGCGUUCACGCAUGACUUGCAAGUUCACUGGGCCGAGCAUCCAAUUCGUCCUGAAUUCAUCGAAAGCACAUACCUGUUGUAUCGAGCAACCAAAGAUGAGCACUAUCUUCGAGUGGCCAAAGACCUUAUGGAUAGCAUGAAUCAGUUUCUGCGUGUGGAAUGUGGCUUUGCUGCUGCUAAGGAUAUUCGUUCGAUGAGUCACGAAGAUAGGAUGGAUUCGUUUGUGCUUUCGGAAACACUCAAAUACCUAUACAUGAUAUUCACGGAGCCUUCAGAUCUGUACAUUGACCCACAUAAUUAUGUGCUUACAACCGAAGCUCAUUUCAUACCUCUUUCAAUUGCUGAUGCCGAUAGCGAUGGCAAACUCCCUCGACGCCUGAUAAUCGAUCCCGACGAAGUGAUCGAUGAUGAAGAAGCAAUAACAAACAAGAAGUUCCGCUCCGCAUGUCCUGUAGUAAGCGAGAAAUUCGAUAAUUUGCAAGCUUACGCAAAAGAUUUGCGUGACGGCGUCCAAAGUGUUGUUGAUGAGCUAACGAGGAGUACGCACAGUUCCGGAAGCUGUCCCAAAAUUCCAACUCGUUUGAAUGCCUGGACAUUCAGUGUAACAAAUCGUGAGCAUAUACAGCAGUUGAAGCAAAUGGGCAUACAAAUGCAUUUUCAAUCGGACGGGCGCAUGCAACUCAGUCAUUCGCCAGAAUCGGGCGAAGCGAGUGAAUUCACCACCGAUGCGGCAGCAGCAGCCGAACUUUCUAAUGCUUGCAUGCUCGAUUCCAGCACCACCACCACGGCAGAGAGAAUGCCAUCGCAUGUGUACGUAGUGCACCCGUCGCAUGCUGCCGUUACCCAGAUGCUCUCAAUGAUCAUGCUUGUUAUCCUCUUGUGGCUUGCCGUCAUGUCCUCUGCUGCCUUUCUUGUUUGUAUCUUUGCCAUAGGCUAUAGACUGAUGAGCCGAAAUGUUCGUGCUGUGUGGUCUGGCAAGUAUCAGCCACGGGCAACUUGGUUCGAGCGGAUUAUCAGACGAAUCAGGCGACUGACGAGGAGGCUGAUUAUGAAAAUGAUGAGAAGAAUUAUGGGGCUGUAA
This is a messenger RNA of Gongylonema pulchrum, 1275 nucleotides long. The record is from the annotation of a GenBank genome assembly. NCBI's taxonomy places the organism in Eukaryota, Metazoa, Nematoda, Chromadorea, Rhabditida, Gongylonematidae.